CUAGUUUUUACCUAUAAAAUGCUCAUUUCUCUACCCUUUAAUUCGUAGCAUUUCUAUAAAACGUUGCAACCCUCUGUGACGGUUCGCACUUUGCAAGCUCUAGAAGAUUCGAAAUGGCUCCUCCUCGAGGUCGUGGUGGUGCUGGUGGGGGUUUCAGGGGCAGGGGUGAUAGAGGUAGAGGGAGAGGUGGUGGAGGAAGAGGAGGAGAUAGAGGUACCCCAUUCAAAGCUCGAGGUGGUGGUAGAGGAGGAGGGAGGGGCGCUCCUAGAGGAGGCAGGGGUGGUCGUGGAGGUGGCAGGGGUGGAAUGAAGGGAGGGAGCAGGGUUGUGGUCGAGCCUCAUAGACAUGAAGGUAUCUUCAUUGCCAAGGGUAAAGAAGAUGCCCUUGUUACUAAAAAUCUGGUUCCUGGUGAAGCUGUUUACAAUGAGAAAAGGAUAACUGUGCAGAAUGAGGAAGGUGCAAAAGAUGAGUACAGGAUUUGGAACCCUUUUCGCUCCAAGUUGGCUGCUGCCAUCCUUGGUGGUGUUGAUAAUAUUUGGAUUAAACCUGGAGCCAGAGUCCUUUACCUUGGAGCCGCUUCUGGAACAACUGUCAGUCAUGUGUCUGACAUUGUUGGCCCAACAGGAGUUGUCUAUGCGGUAGAGUUCUCUCAUAGAAGUGGCCGUGACUUGGUUAACAUGGCUAAGAAGCGGACUAAUAUUAUACCCAUUAUUGAAGAUGCUAGACAUCCAGCCAAGUACAGGAUGUUGGUUGGCAUGGUAGAUGUGAUAUUUUCUGAUGUUGCUCAGCCUGAUCAGGCAAGGAUUCUAGGGCUCAAUGCUUCAUAUUAUCUCAAAGAAGGGGGUCAUUUUGUUAUUUCAAUCAAGGCUAACUGCAUAGACUCAACAGUCCCUGCGGAGUCAGUUUUUGCUAGUGAAGUCAACAAGCUGAAGGCAGAUCAAUUUAAACCUGAGGAGCAAGUCACCCUCGAACCAUUUGAGCGUGAUCAUGCUUGUGUAACCGGUGGAUACAGGUUGCCUAAGAAGAAAAAAGUGGCUGAGUAGAUUGCUAUCCAUGAUGGAUGUACUGGUAAUUUCAGCGAUUUAAGAAUCGUUCCAUGCAUUUUGUCUUUUAAAGAAUACUGGAAUUUCGAUUAGUGUUUUGGUAGUAUUUAUUCGUUAGAAGCUUUUGACGGGAAUGUGUUGAUACUUUGUAUCUUAGAUGUAUUACAAGUUGUUACAUUUGCCCCAGUGUAGUGAUGCAAAGCUUUUGACGGGAAUGUGUUAUACGUUGGAGUGUUAAUUUAUCGAUUUUUGG
Messenger RNA from Gastrolobium bilobum, 1296 nucleotides. Its product is annotated as rRNA 2'-O-methyltransferase fibrillarin 2-like. The transcript is spliced from 7 exons. Gene Ontology annotation, molecular function: histone H2AQ104 methyltransferase activity; RNA binding; rRNA methyltransferase activity. The coding region runs from base 114 to 1043 and encodes 309 amino acids. NCBI's taxonomy places the organism in Eukaryota, Viridiplantae, Streptophyta, Magnoliopsida, Fabales, Fabaceae. Gene Ontology annotation, cellular component: nucleolus; box C/D methylation guide snoRNP complex; small-subunit processome. The record is from RefSeq and is a predicted model, not a curated record. Gene Ontology annotation, biological process: box C/D sno(s)RNA 3'-end processing; rRNA methylation.